Molecule: messenger RNA, 2640 nt
Organism: Melopsittacus undulatus (budgerigar)
Lineage: Eukaryota; Metazoa; Chordata; Aves; Psittaciformes; Psittaculidae
Gene: PRDM1
Product: PR/SET domain 1
Exons: 7
Coding region: 271-2640 (789 amino acids)
Biological process (GO): cell fate commitment; regulation of transcription by RNA polymerase II
Cellular component (GO): nucleus; cytoplasm
Molecular function (GO): RNA polymerase II cis-regulatory region sequence-specific DNA binding; protein binding; DNA-binding transcription repressor activity, RNA polymerase II-specific
Source: RefSeq, a predicted model, not a curated record
GCUCUUCCAACAUGCGCUUUCCAUUUUUAGCUUCAUUCAGACGCAGACAGCAGCUCCUUUCCUCUUCCUCUCCUUGUUUGUGACACUUUUCUGAGGCAGCUUUUCCACAGGCGACUAAGUGGUCUCGCGGCCAUGACCCCACAUUUUCUUCAGCAUGGAAUAUUCUUUUUCUCUCUGAGGCAUUAAGGAAAGGGUCUGAAAAAGGCUGCUACACAGUGUAGCUCGGACGCUGUGAGUUUCAAGAAUCUGGUGAAAGGGAGAGAGUGGACAAUGAAAAUGGACAUGGAGGAUGCUGACAUGACUCUGUGGACGGAAGCGGAUUUUGAAGAGAAGUGCACAUACAUUGUAAAUGAUCACCCAUUGGAUCCCAGUGCCGAUGGAGGCACCCUAACUCAGGCAGAGGCUUCCUUGCCAAGGAACUUGACUUUCAAAUACGCAUCUAACUGCAAAGAGGUCACUGGAGUUAUAAGCAAAGAAUACAUCCCAAAAGGAACACGCUUUGGACCCCUUGUAGGAGAGAUCUACACCAGUGAUACGGUUCCCAAGAAUGCAAACAGAAAAUACUUUUGGCGGAUAUAUUCAAGUGGUGAGCUUCACCACUUUAUUGAUGGAUUUAAUGAGGACAAGAGCAACUGGAUGCGUUAUGUAAACCCUGGCUACUCUGUUCAGGAACAGAACUUGGCUGCUUGUCAGAAUGGAAUGAACAUCUACUUCUACACUAUCAAGCCCAUCCCUGCCAACCAAGAGCUGCUUGUGUGGUAUUGCAGAGACUUUGCAGAGAGGCUGCACUAUCCCUCCUCCAGAGAGCUGACAAUGAUGAACCUCACACAAACCAGCGUUAAUCCAAAGCAGCACAGUGCUGAUAAAGACGAGCUCUAUCAGAAAAGCAUCCCAAAGAAGGAGCACAGUGUGAAAGAAAUCCUGAAAAUGGAAUCCAAUCCUCCGAAGGGAAAAGAUUUCUUCCAGACCAACAUUUCACCAGUUACUCCAGAAAAAGACUUGGAUGAUUUGCGUAAGAACUAUAGCCCAGAGAGGUGUUUCUUCCCUCGAGUUGUUUACCCAAUCCGACCUCAUGUUCCAGAAGACUAUCUGAAAGCUUCCUUAGCAUACGGGAUGGACAGACCCAACUACAUUACUCACUCACCCAUCCAGACAUCCACUACACCAAGUCCUUCUGGGAGGAGCAGCCCAGACCAAAGCUUAAAAAGUUCAAGCCCUCACAGCAGUCCAGGGGUCACGGUUUCCCCCUUGGCACCCACUUCCCAAGAGCACAGAGAGCCCUACUCUUACUUGAACGGAUCAUAUGGCUCGGAAGGAUUGGGGUCUUAUCCUGGAUAUGCACCCCCUGGCCACCUCCCACCUGCCUUUCUACCAUCCUAUAACCCCCACUACCCCAAAUUCCUGAUACCUCCAUUCAAUAUGAGCUGUAAUAACCUGAGUGCUUUGAACAAUAUCAAUGGCAUCAACAAUUUCAAUCUCUUCCCAAGGAUGUACCCUCUCUAUGGCAACCUGCUCAGUGGAGGUAGCCUUUCCCACCAUAUGCUGAACCCCACCACACUCCCCAGUUCACUGCCCAGUGAAGGAGGCCGUCGAUUGCUGCAGCCUGAUCAUCCAAGAGACUUCCUCAUACCUGCACCUAACAGUGCCUUCUCUGUCACGGGCGCUGCUGCCAGCAUGAAGGACAAGCCAUGCAGCCCUACCAGCGGGUCACCCACAGCUGGUACAGCAGCCAGUUCAGAACACAUAAUGCAACCUAAACCUACCUCAGUGGUGUUGGCUGCCACCGGUGGUGAAGAAGCCAUGAAUCUCAUUAAAAGUAAGAGGAAUGUGACCGGUUACAAAACCCUCCCAUACCCACUGAAGAAGCAGAAUGGAAAGAUCAAGUACGAAUGCAACGUUUGCUCGAAGACCUUUGGCCAGCUCUCCAAUCUGAAGGUUCACCUCCGAGUGCACAGCGGAGAGAGACCAUUUAAAUGCCAGACUUGCAAUAAAGGCUUCACGCAGCUGGCUCACCUCCAGAAGCACUAUCUGGUACACACAGGAGAAAAACCCCAUGAGUGUCAGGUUUGUCACAAGCGGUUCAGCAGCACCAGCAAUCUCAAAACCCACCUGCGGCUCCACUCUGGAGAGAAGCCUUACCAGUGCAAGCUCUGCCCAGCCAAAUUCACCCAGUUUGUGCACCUGAAGCUGCACAAGCGUCUUCACACCCGGGAACGUCCCCAUAAAUGCAUCCACUGCCACAAGAGCUACAUUCACCUCUGCAGCCUCCAGGUCCACCUGAAGGGCAACUGCCCUGUCGCCCCUGCCUCUGGCCUGUCCAUGGAGGAGCUGAAUCGAAUCAACGAGGAGAUAGAGAAGUUUGACAUCAGUGACAAUGCCGACAAGUUGGAAGAAGUGGAGGACAAUAUCGACUUAACAUCGAUCGUGGAGAAGGAUAUACUGACCAUGCUCAGGCGGGAAAUGGAAGGAGCUAAUCUGAAAGUCUCUCUACAGAGGAACCUGGGAAAUGGACUUAUCUCCUCAGGAUGCAACCUUUACGAGUCGUCAGAUAUGUCAAUUAUGAAGUUGCCUCACGGUCACCCACUACCUCUGUUACCUGUAAAGGUCAAGCAAGAAACAGUUGAACCAAUGGACCCUUAA